CGUAUAGAGAGAGGAAUGGCGAGAAACGGAGGAAAAGCGAAAUCGGUGAGGAGAGCACUGAGGGACGUAUCUAAUAAUCAUACUAACGGCGACAUUGGUGGUGGAGGAGGAGGAAGAUUCUCGAAAUCUGUUAAGGUGAAUAAAAAAUGGAUCUCGGAGAAGCAAAUCGAGAACCAACAAAGUAUUAUCAUGAAUCAGCAAGAGGAAGCCGGCCGAGGAGAAGAAGAUCAUCUCGAUCGCCUCUUGCUUGUCCAAUCCGAUCUCUCCUGUAUCACUCGCCAGAUUGAUGAACUUGUUGCACAAGCAUUUAAAAUGAAGGCCUCCAGCAAACAGGGAAGAAGAGAAAUUGAAUCCUUUUCUCAUGUCUUGUCUGAUAUGCUUUCAUCUUUAAAGACAUGGGCUCCCAGAUUGGAGAAGGCCUUCUCUACCCCUGCUUCCAAAAGUGAGACUCAGUUGGGGCAGUGUUCGGCAGAUAAAACUGUUUCUGACAUAAAUGAAGAUGAAAACUUUGAGGUUGAUAGUCCAGAGCAAACCAGGAUGAACUCAUUGAUCUCUCCUUCUCCUCUUGUGUCCUGGCGAGCUGACUGUAAUAUUGAGAGAAGUAGACAACUCUUUCUGCUCACACCUCUUCCGAUAUCAAAAACAUUGUCCUCCAAACAUCAGGACUUGUCUAAAUCAGUAUUUGAAAGGAUUGCUUCAAAUCCUGCUGUUGAGUUACCAUCAUUUCUAUCAAUUUCCGGAGAUUUAAAUGAUGAUUUGCUUGAAGGUAUAGCUACAAAGCCAACCCCAAAUAAGCCUUCUGAUUCAGUUGUGGCUGAAGCAAAAAGUACUCUUGAUUCUGAGUGUGUUUCCCCUCCAAUCUUUUCCAAUAGAGAUCACUCUAUCCUUGUUAUGACUCCAUGCUUAAAGAUGUCCCCUCCAAAAUCUUGUGUGUUGCUUGAACCUAUUUCUGAGUCCUCUCAUAAAGGCAAAGCAGUGGUUUGGAAGUCCACCCCAUUUCCUGUUGGAAUUCAUUCGCAGAUUUCUGAAUCCUUCUCUGAUAGUGUAGGUUCUGAAAAUCUGACUUUGAAGUAUCCAGAGCUCAUGGGGAUACAACGGACUUAUAAACCCAGGAUGGGAAAGAAAGAGUUAGAGGCAUCCCCUAAUUGGUUUUUUUCACCUCCUAAAACUUGUGUUCUAUUAGAGCCACCGGAUGAGAAAUCACAGGACACAGUUGCUAACGAUAAUAGUUUAUCAAAAGAAUACAAUGAUCAAGUUGGUUGUCAUGAAAUCAGGAAAAGUUGUAACCAAGAUGGCAGCUUGACAGUGGUAGAAAGCACCCCCAUAUGGAAAGAACCUGCUAGCACAAUGAGAAGAGGGAAGCGUCCAGGUGAGAAUACUCUGAAAAAGGAGCUGUGGACGAAGUUUGAAGCAGCGUCUACUUAUGGGAUUCGUUUAAAUGUCUCUGCAUUGCAAAGAACUGCACAGAAAGGAUUUCUUGACAUGCUUGAUGAAGUAUCUCGAGAUGGGGAAAGUCCACUGGCUGACUGUUUGAGAUGACAAACAUUCUCCUUAAUGUUUGCAAAUCUUGUUGUAUGGUAUACUGGCACAUAUUUUUAGCAGUGGUAAAGAGUCUUGAUAAUCUCUUUGUAUUUUCCAUCAUCAAAGCACAUGUACUUUUGACAUUGGGUUAAUAUUCCAAACAUUGAGAGUGUGCUUUCUCCUCCA
This is a messenger RNA of Hevea brasiliensis (rubber tree), 1707 nucleotides long. RefSeq lists its product as uncharacterized. NCBI's taxonomy places the organism in Eukaryota, Viridiplantae, Streptophyta, Magnoliopsida, Malpighiales, Euphorbiaceae. The record is from RefSeq and is a predicted model, not a curated record. The transcript is spliced from 4 exons. The coding region runs from base 16 to 1539 and encodes 507 amino acids.